Messenger RNA from Fusarium verticillioides 7600, 1887 nucleotides. RefSeq names its product alpha-glucosidase. Gene Ontology annotation, molecular function: alpha-amylase activity. The record is from RefSeq and is a predicted model, not a curated record. Gene Ontology annotation, biological process: oligosaccharide catabolic process. The transcript has a single exon. The coding region runs from base 1 to 1821 and encodes 606 amino acids. Lineage: Eukaryota; Fungi; Ascomycota; Sordariomycetes; Hypocreales; Nectriaceae.
AUGGGCUCCAUCAUCUGGGACGAUGAACACCAAUACAUAGGCAAACAGCCCUGGUGGAAAGCCGCAUCCUUCUAUCAAGUCUACCCAGCCAGCUUCAAAGACUCCAACAACGACGGCUGGGGCGAUUUACCCGGUCUCAUCUCCAAGCUCGAUUAUCUAAGCGAUCUUGGCAUCGACGUCGUAUGGGUAUCUCCCAUUUUCGAGAGUCCUCAGAAAGACAUGGGCUACGACGUCUCAGACUAUCAAAAAAUCUACGAACCCUACGGCAGUGUUGAAGAUGUCGAUAUUCUCGUCAAAGAAUGCCAUGCGCGAGGUCUCAAGAUUAUUCUCGAUCUUGUUGUGAAUCACACGUCGAUAGAGCACGAGUGGUUCAAAGAAUCGAGGUCUUCAAAGGACAAUCCCAAGAGGGAUUGGUAUAUCUGGAAACCAGCGCGGUAUGAUGAGAACGGCGUGAGAUAUCCUCCUACGAACUGGAGGGGAUAUUUUGCGUGCUCGACGUGGACUUGGGACGAGCACACGCAAGAAUACUAUCUUCAUCUUUAUGCGCCUGAUCAACCUGAUUUGAAUUGGGACAAUGAUGAGUGUCGAGAAGCGAUUUACGAAAAUACUAUGCGCUUUUGGCUUGAUCGCGGCGUUGAUGGGUUUCGCAUUGAUACCGUUAACAAAUACUCCAAGAGGCGAGACUUUGUCGACGCGCCUAUCACGGAUCCCUCGUCGCCUCAUCAGCCUGCGCCUGAAAUGUGGUGCAACGGACCGCGCAUUCAUGAGUUUAUCCAUGAAAUGUAUGAGAAAGUCCUUGGGCCUUAUAAUGCGGUUUCAGUGGGUGAGCUUUCAAACACGCCUAAUCCUUCACAAGUCAUUCCCUAUGUCUCAGCCGCUGCGAAAGAGUUGGACAUGGUGUUUGAGUUCUCCAUGAUCAGACUUGGUAAUGGCAAUGGGUUUGGUGACAAGUAUAUUUACGAACCGUUCCCGUUAUCGAAGCUCAAGGCGUUUGUGUAUAAGUGGCAGAGCUUUAUUGAGGGUACAGACGCGUGGGCAACAGCUUUCUGCGAGAACCACGACAAUGGCCGUGCGGUCGACCGUUUCGGUGACGCGUCAACGCCAGAGUGGUGGCUAAAGUCAGCAAAGACUUUGGCUACCUGGCAAACGACGCUCACGGGCACUUUAUUCCUAUACCAAGGACAAGAAAUUGGCAUGACCAACAUGCCCAAGUCGUGGGGAAUUGAAGAAUACAAGGAUAUCGAAAGCAGCAACUUCUACGCUGAAGCCGUCGCGUCAGGAGACGAGAAGCGCGUUAGAGACACCAUGCACGGUCUUCAAAUCAUGGCGCGUGAUCACUCGCGUAUUCCCUUCCAAUGGGAUGAUUCACCCAACGCUGGCUUUGCCGACGCGUCUGCGAAGCCAUGGAUGAGAGUCCACGAUGACUAUCGCGAUAUCAACGUCGCUAAGCAGGUCAAAGACCCAAACUCCAUUCUCAGUUUCUACAAAGCCAUGCUGCGCCUUCGAAAAGAAUAUCAAGAUAUCUUUGUAUUUGGUUCUUUCAAACUUCUAGAUCCUGAAGAUGAAUCGCUGUUUUGUUAUGUGAAAGAGAGUGUUGCACCUGUUAAGGGACGACGGGGUGAGAAGAGGAAGGCUGUUGUUGUGUUGAAUAUGAGUCGAGAGGAUAGACUUGGCCCGGAUGUUCCUACUGUCUUGGGAUGCUCGCAUGAGGAUGUGAGGUUGAUGGCGUAUACGAGGGAGACUGCGGGCGGAUUGAAAGUGGGACGGCCGAUGCUUGCGGGCUGGGAGAGUCGGGUUUAUGUUAACUUUGAGCUGGAAUAGGCGUUACUGAAUAUUUGGUAUAGAUAAUCAGGAGAACUGCAACUCAGUCAGAUUCAUUUGUAGACC